AUAUCGCUUACGUAAUAAAUUGUUUCGCGAUUUUGCGCAGCGUACGUCCAGUUUUCGAAUAUUGCACGUUCCACAGUUCCGGAAUGCAUUCGCUAUUCGGAAACGUAUCGCGUCUCUCGUUUCGAAUCGAUACUCAUAAAUACGUUCAAAUAAUUGUUAUCCGCGUUCGAAAAAUGAUACUUCUGUUAAUGAGUAAAAAUCGUGUUUGUAGAGAUGAACGUGACGAUAGUUUCGCGAGAAAUCAUCGUCUGUGGCAGAACUCCGUUCUCCGGAAGAUGAGAAGCCGUGUAGUUACCGGUGUCUGCGAUCGGAUGAACACCGAGGCGUAAACACGUUUGCACACGCGCUCCGAUUUGGUCGCUCGCAGGAUUUAUCGAUAUCGUUCGUCCGUGGGCGGAAAAGAGGGACAUAUCUAUUGCACGUACACAAGCACGAAUGUGCGGUCUCUUUGUCUCUCUAUGUGUAAUUGUCAGCGAGCGAACACGAGCGUAUAAGUAUAUGCAGACUGUGCAUGUGUGGUCCGCGUUACCGAUACAUCGAACGCGGUCUCGGAAGAUAUCGCUAAGUGGUUCCCGAUGCCGAUAUAAGGAACUGAAGAUCAGUCUAAAACUACCUGUCCACGAAGGUGGAGGCUCUCUCGCCUAAUCUCCGUCCGCGGUUAAAUAAUUGUAAACUGAGUCGAGAAGAUCGGUUUUAAAUAAUGGAGAGACUGAAGAGGAAGCGGAAGAGGUCCACCGGGCAGAAGAAAGUAUUACUCUCCAUCGUCGAUCCCUGGGACGUCAGAGUGGCCAGUGUCGACCCAGUCGGACUGGCAGAACGACGAGGUGUCUCUUUGUCGAUUCUACCGUCCGCGUCUCGACAAAACGGGAACAGUGGCCAGGAGUCCGUGUCUCCCGGUAGAUUAGUAAGGAUCCCCUCGCCUUGGUACAAACCCGCUCACAGCGUCGUUCUAGAUCCUCACUCGAACGUAGAAACGAGCACCGCUGGUUGGGUGGAUCCUUGGCAAUCUUCCAGGUCGUUGAGCGCACGUUCCUCCUCGCCGAGGACGUCGGAGGAACCGAAGAGGGUAGAGAACGACGAGAGGAGGAGAAACGGGGACGAGCGAACAAUUCCAGCCGGCAAUGGAUUAAUCAACGCGACAGUGCCGGAAAUCACGUGCGACGAUUUCGAUCACGGGCAGAGCGCUGGAACGGCUGCAAGAGUGCGUUUCGUGAACGAGGAACGUCCUAGGAGCUCUACUUGGGAGUCAGAAGUAAAUCAUCGUCGACCAUAUUUGCCCAGCGUGAAUUAUUUGCGGAAUUCUGACUCGACGCAAGACGAACGUACGGAGCAAGGGAACUCCGUGGUGGACGACGUGGGGAACGUUCAGGAGAAGCGUUGCAAAUUGGGGGAAACUCUCGGCCACGGGUUCUUCGAGGACGAACAACUGGUGAACGUCGUGCAGAAUUUAGUCACCUCAAGGUACAGUCCUGUUUUGACGAGUGGCACGCACAGGAGAAGGACGCCAUGCCGACUACGCGAAUUUCAGAGGGAAGCGAACACAGUAGACGCCUCGAAAGAGCCGAGAGGUAACGCACCUGUUGCACGUGCAAUUACGGAUUCCACGGAAAUUGCGAACGACGGGAAAACGGAACAACAAGCGAGGCGCCCCGAGGAGACCGCGAAAUUCUCCGCGGCGCGAAUACGCAAAACGAGCAUCUCGAUGCCCGGUAAUCUGGACGAGAUGGAGAAUCUACGUAUCGACAGGCAGAAGGGAACCGCCUCGAAAUUCACGAGAUCGGAGAGCGAGGAGAGCAGCAGCGUGACGUUCAGCAACAGCGGUUCCACGCCCAAUGGAAGUCCGCUCGGUUCGGAAACCGAGGAAGAAGCGAACGACGAAGAGCUGGCCAAAGUACCGUUGCAAGCACCUCCGCGAAGGAAGAGCAGAGUCGUGUCCCCGAUGGUAAACCAGAAGCUGGGGAACGACCCGAUGGAGCUCUCGGGGGGUCAGAGCGUGAACUCGACGAUAACGAGCGUCAACAGCAUCAGCAGUCUGCUCAAGGAGAAGCUACAGCUGUCCAUACCGCACGCACUGCGCAGCAGUAAAAAGAGGCAAAAUGCCGAUUACCGACUUCGGGCUUUCGUCGGGAUGCUGUUCCUCUGCGUGGUCUUCCUCGUGGGGUUCGCCCACAUUUAUUACACGCAACACGUUCUUCAGCGUGCUUAUUUCGAUAAGUUCAGGUUCAACAAGAACGAGAGGGUGAUGCACGUGUACAGCAGCACCGGGGCCGAGGUGAUCGCGGCGCGACUCGGAGAAGGGAUAGCCGCGGACACGGGCGUCUUCCCGUGCCUGCCUCACCAUCAGAAACAGGACUCCGUCUGCCUCGAAUGGCUUCAACAGGCUCGCUUGUACCUCGGCCACACUCAACAUCCAGACAUGCACUGCUAUCACGUCACUUGGCAGAGUCUCAGCCCUUAUUACAACCCGCAAGAUUGCUUCGACUGGUCCCCGAAGAGGGGCCAUUGGUACGGCGGAGGUCAGGUUCAGAACAUGCCGUAUCCUCUCGAGCGCGGACGUCUCGAGUCGAGUCCGUUCAUCACCGGUGACAUCACCAAACAUCCUUUCGGCAACGUUCUCAAGAGAUACUUCUUGAAUUCGAAGGGCGCCACGAUACUGAUCGACCCGGAAACGCCCCUAUACGUGUCGAUCAACGUGAACAGGAGCAACAACUUCUGUCUGCAAGCGAAGCACGACUCCUUCGCGUACAUCAAUCACAGGACGCCGUUGCCGCAGCUGAAUUACACGAUCUGCGCGACGGACAACAUGAAGCAUUUGCACUCCUCCAUGGCCGAGAAGUCCUUGUGGGACGGUCUGAAGCCGAACGAGCUUCAAGCGGUUCAUUCGUUGCUCUCGGAGCCGGUCUGGCAGAUCUCUCCGACCAGCGAAGCCGCGGUCUACAAUUAUACCGAAGACGUGAUAGCUCUGGGCUUCUUACGGCAAGGCCACGUUCUGUUGAGCGAGGAGUGGCAACCCAGCCCGGGCGAUUUCAUCCUGGACGAAGAACGGUUCCCGCGAAUGGAGGAGACGAUCAACAUCAUCCACCGUCGAGGGUUCAGGAUCGUGUUCUCCAUCCAGCCGUUCAUAUCCACGGAAUCCGUGAACUUCCGAGACGCUGUCACGAACCGAUUGCUAAUAUCCGAGAGAGGAAGCGAUCCGAGGAUACCGGCUCUGACGAGGUAUAAACAGAGUAACAGCGUCGGCGUGCUGGAUAUUACCAAUAACAAAACUUUGCCUUGGCUCCAGUCCAAACUCGAGAGCUUGAUCAUGAAAUACCACGUGGACUCGUUCUAUCUUGAUUUAGGCACGGCGCAAGACGUGCCGCACUAUUACAAGUGCGAGCAGCCGCUGACCAAUCCUGACCAUUACAAGACGAUAUUCACGAAAUCGAUCCUGGGAUCCGUGCCAGUGAUCGGCGUCUCGGGCGCGAUUUCCAGACCCAGACCACCGGUCUUCGUCUCCCUUCCGGCCUUCCCUUCCUCUUGGAAAGCCAUCAAGACGGUGAUCCCGACGGUCUUGACUUACGGCAUGAUCGGCUACCCGUUCAUCAUGCCGGGCGCCGUCGGCGGCGACGUGGCACUCCCCAUGUCCGACAAUAAUCCCGAUAACGACUUCGAGGUGAGCCUACCGGACAAAGAGUUGUACAUCCGAUGGCUGCAACUCUCGACGUUUCUGCCGGUGAUACGGUUCACUCAUCUACCCAGCAAAUACUCGGACGAGUCCGUGUUGGACAUAGCCAAGAGGCUGACCACGUUGCGUCAGAAAACAGUGACGCCGUUGCUGAAGAAAUACGCGAAGGAGACGCUCGACACCGGCCUGCCGAUAAUACGUCCGUUGUGGAUGCUGGACCCGGCGGACCCAGCAUGCCACGUGGUCGUCGACGAGUUUUCCGUGGGAGAGGAACUCAUAGUAGCACCGGUUCUCUAUUCCGGAAGCAGGCAGAGAGAGAUUUAUCUGCCCGCGGGAGUAUGGAGAGACGGGAUCGACGGGAGUCUCAGGAAAGGGUCCAGGUGGAUUCACAAUUAUCGGGUGGCCGAAGACAAGGUCGCGUACUUCGUCAAGAUGCCGGACAACACGAGAUUUUGAUCUCGCGUAGAUCUGUAUAUAUUUCGGAGAUUCGAAGCGUUUGGAAGAAAUUAGGAUCGGGAAGUCCGAUCGAUUUUAUGGACGAUCGUUUCAACGUCAGCAAGUAUUUUAGUAUGUUUAUAGAGAGAAAAUAUAUUUAUUUUAUCUUAUAUCGUGCGUGCAUACUUGUGUGUGGUGUCGAACGAGAUUGGAUAGUAAUUAACUAUGAGACGUACGAGGAAUUUACUUUCCGACGUACAUGUAUGUACAUACAUAUAUGCGUGUAUACAGCCUCGAAUCGUUUAUUCGACGAUGUUCAACUGUACAAUCACGAUAAAUUGCCACGAUUUGUUGGAAA
This is a messenger RNA of Ceratina calcarata, 4460 nucleotides long. Its product is annotated as myogenesis-regulating glycosidase. The transcript has 11 exons. The coding region runs from base 701 to 4123 and encodes 1140 amino acids. Gene Ontology annotation, biological process: carbohydrate metabolic process. The record is from RefSeq and is a predicted model, not a curated record. Lineage: Eukaryota; Metazoa; Arthropoda; Insecta; Hymenoptera; Apidae. Gene Ontology annotation, molecular function: hydrolase activity, hydrolyzing O-glycosyl compounds.